This is a messenger RNA of Ictidomys tridecemlineatus (thirteen-lined ground squirrel), 1696 nucleotides long. The record is from RefSeq and is a predicted model, not a curated record. NCBI's taxonomy places the organism in Eukaryota, Metazoa, Chordata, Mammalia, Rodentia, Sciuridae.
GGGCGCGGGGCGCGGCCCGGCUGCCCGGAAGCUGGCAGGGUCCCGGGUCCAGCGUUCUGCCGGCCAUGGAUGAAGCGGACCGGCAGCUCCUGCGGCGCUGCCGGGUGCGCUUGGUGAGCGAGCUGCAGGUGGCCCCGCUCUGGGACGCUCUGCUGAGUCGCGAGCUCUUCACGCCCGACAUGGUCGAGGACAUCCAGCUGGCAGGCUCUGGGUCUCGCCGGGAUCAGGCCCGGCAGCUGGUCAUAGAUCUUGAGACCCGAGGGAGGCAGGCCCUUCCUUUGUUCAUCUCCUGCUUAGAGGACACGGGCCAGGACACACUGGCUUCAUUGCUGCGGACAAGUCGGCAAGCGGUAAAGCGGGAUCCUGAGGCCGUCAGAUCCCUGGACCUUGUGCCAGAGGAGCUGCGUGUGAUGAUGCUGGAUCCAGUGAAGCCAGCCUUAGGAAAACUCACCCCGGUGGUGCUGGGGCCCAGGGAGCUCCCGCCAGCUAAGCUCAGGCCAGAAGUUCUCAGGCCAGUGGACGUUGGUUCUGGAGAAUUCAGGGAUGCCCAUGCUCAGGAGCCGUCGAGGGGAAACGCAGAUUUGGCGUACGUCCUGCGCGCGGACCCCUGCGGCCACUGCCUCAUCAUCAACAACGUGAACUUCUCCCGCGCAUCGGGGCUCAGCACGCGCUUGGGCUCCAACGUGGACUGUGAGAAGAUGCAGCGCCGCUUCCGCUCGCUGCAUUUCACCGUGGAGGUGACGUGCAACCUGACUGCCAAGGUACAGUCACCGCAUGUGGGGGAGCCGAGGCGAGUGGACUGCGCCUUGUAUGUAAUUCACCAGCGAAGCCUUCAGGGCCAAGGCUUUUCUUCUGUGUGUCUUGGUGAUGAGUGCUUGUUUCUGCUUCCUGCAGAGCAGAAAGACCAUGGGUUUAUGGUGGCCCACGCUUCUUCUGGAGACAGGGCCUCUGGCAGCAACCCUGAGCCAGACGCUGUCCCCUUCCAGGAAGGCCCGAGGACCUCUGACGAGCUGGAUGCAGUGUCGAGUUUGCCCACACCCAGUGACAUCCUUGUGUCCUAUUCGACCUUCCCAGGUUUCGUCUCCUGGAGGGACACCUCGAGCGGCUCCUGGUACAUCGAGACCCUGGACAGCGUCUUCGAGUGCUGGGCUCACUCUGAAGACCUGCUGUCCCUGCUGCUCAGGGUGGGUGCCAUUUCACUUUGGAGGGCAGCAUGUCCUCCUCAGGGCAGCACACCAAGCCCACACCAAAGGCAAGGGACAGGCGGCCGUGUGUGCCUCUGAGCCUUGGGCUUUGAUUCUCUCUGCCUGCAAGGGCCACGCCCCCUCGCUCCCCCAGAGCCCCAGGCCGAGAGUCCCCGUUGACAUAGCUGUCCUUGUUGCCACAGUGGAUGGCUCAGUGAAGGCUGGUGGUGGGCCCCCUGUCCCCUCCGCCCAUGGCAUAGUUUUCACUCUUGACCCUGGAUGCCCCUGCUGUGCAUCCAGGGCUCCAGGGAGUGACAGACAGGGAAGGGCAGGGCGGCCUGACAGGCUCCGCCCGCUCCUUGGAAACCCCAUCUGGAGCAGCUGCUGCUUCCAAGGGUCCCAGAGUAUGUGGCUGCCUCUGGGCCCUCCUGCUCCGCCCUGGUGUUCUGCGCCAUGAGAAGGGGCUUUAAGGGGUCGUGCUUGCUUCUGAGGGAGGUUGUGGCCCGAGCAGA